Molecule: messenger RNA, 4260 nt
Organism: Ostreococcus tauri
Lineage: Eukaryota; Viridiplantae; Chlorophyta; Mamiellophyceae; Mamiellales; Bathycoccaceae
Product: Legume lectin, beta chain, Mn/Ca-binding site
Exons: 1
Coding region: 1-4260 (1419 amino acids)
Source: RefSeq, a predicted model, not a curated record
AUGACGAAGCCGAUGCGCGCGCGUGGAGCGAUUUUCAUCGCGCUCGCGCUCGCGUUCGCCCUGGGUGCGAGGGCGCAGUGCGAGUACUAUACGAAUUGCGCGGCGUGCGUCGCGAACACCGCGUGCGGAUGGUGCGGACACGACCCGAACGGACAGGGGGGGUACGGUGACGUGAACACGGGUGAUCACAUCGAUGAUAUCGAACCUGGGAAGUUGAUCGGGGGACACGGGCGAUUCACGGUUGCGAGCGGCGUCGUCACGGGCGUGAACACGCGCUUCACUCGAACGUUCCGCGGCGAAACGUCCGGAGCCAAGUUUGAAGUUCCCGGUGUCGCGAGCUAUGACGUGGAUUACGUGACGAGCGAUACGUCGCUGCAGCUGGCGACGAAUCCGACGGAUGUGACGGAUCAGAGCGCGUUCGGGAUCGCGGCGCGGGACGGCACCGGGUCGAUCGAGGCUUCGACGGCGACGACGGCGCGGCCGAACAGCGCGACGACGGAGACGCUCACGAUCACUGGGUCCGGGACGACGUUUACGAAGGAGCUUAAAGUUGGGUAUUGGCUCAUCUGGUACGAUGCGAGCAGCGUGGUGCACUAUCGCGUGGUCACGGCCAUCGCGAGCGAUACGUCGCUGACGGUUGAUUACAGUCUCGCCCCAAUUUCUACGGCUAUCUCGACGUUCGCAAACGGCGGUGGUGGAUUCUCCACGUGGGGUUUCGUGUCGUGCCCACCGAGAAUCGGGAAGCGCAACGUCGGUCUCGGGACGAUCGAGACUUACAAGGACCAAUCGCAAGCGGUCGGUUCGUUGACGCAACCCGCGCUGAACACGCGCACGGCGAGCGCGACGAUUUACGCCGACACCGGCGAUCUCGUCGACGCUUCUGGUUCGGCGACUGGGAUGACGCACAUCAUUCACGGCCGAGGCACGCGUUUUGCGUCGCAGUUAGGCGCCAGCACGACGUGGGACGCCAAGUUUUACAAAUCCGGUCCUUGGCUCUCCGUGCAAAUCAACGGCGACUGGGAAACCGUGGGCGUGAAAGAGAUUGGCACAGAUGCCUCGAGCCCCACCAGGGACUACUCCCAAUACCUCGCUCUGCUCAAGAACUCGUUCUCCGAGCCUCUGCUCAAGGCGACGCACUGGGAGUGGUAUCCGAUGCUCACGAAGGGCUACGGCACGAUUCGAUCGUACGGUAAGCGCGUCGUCUCCAACAAUUGGGACAACAAGGAGGGCUUCGUCGACAUCCAAGGCACCACGGCCGACACCGCCGGCUCGCUCUCAUCUCAAGGCGUGUACGGCGACACUCGAUUCCUGACGCAGCUCCGCACCGGGUACACCAUCACGGCGUGCGGGCAAACCAGAAUGGUGAACUCGAUUCAGUCCGACGUCGAGCUGACGAUUGAUCGACCUUUCACCCUGGGUAACCGCGAGUUCGUCGCGGCCUCGGGAUCGAGCACGACACUGACCGAUCUCUACGUCCGUGGUCUCACGCGAUUGUUGCCUUUGUGGCCGCGCGGGGUCACGGCGAGAGUCAUCAUCGACAACAGCGGCGCCAACUUCAAGUACACGACGUACUGGAAGACGUUCGCCAACGACGUGGCCUCAGCGACAUUAUCCACCUCCGCCUGGACCGAACUUCAAGAUUCAGGCGUGUCUCAGGGUAUCGGCGUUUAUAUCAAGUUCAAGAGCGGCGUUACAUUCACCGACGGCGACGAGUGGCGUCUGCACGUGGCGGAUAUCGAAAACUGCCGCUACUACGUCUCCACGGAGGGCGAGCGAUACAUCGCGGACGACAACUUGAACCCGCCGAUCUGCUACAAUCACGGAAAAUGCGUCGCCGCCAAUAGCGCUGAUUCCAACCGCCCGGCGGUGACGCUAUCUGGAACCAUGAAUGUGGUUUACUCCACCGGCACGCUCACCGGCACCUCGGGGACCAAGUUUACCUCCGAGCUCUCCGUCGGCGACAUCAUUUGGGACGGUAACAGCGGCACCUCCGAGGCUCGAGUCACGGCGAUCUUGAGCGAUACAUCCGCCACGCUUGAGACGCACUCGUCUGCGCCCACUGAUAUCAGCGGUUCGACCACGAUCAAGGUGCUCAAGUGCGCCGCCGGCAUCUACGGCAGUCACACGCUCGGAGGCACCGUCGAGCGAAGCGUUGUACCGCAAGCGUAUCUGCCGCAUCCAUUACACUCGUUCUACCAAACCUGGUCGCACAAGUACUGCGAAAUCGACCCCGGUUGCUGCGGUUUCCGUGUCUCCUCCGUGGUCGAUCCGCAACAGUACGCGUACUAUUACCUCAAGCCCGACAACGGCGAUUACAACUUCCGCAUCGCCGUGCACACGGUGAACGACAACUUGGAUUUGUACGCCACGGUUGGUACCACGAGACCGACGACGGCUUCUUACGGUCACACGUCGGUGCGCGAAUCCGUGCCAUGGGCGAUCGACGUCGACGAGUCCUUGGUCACGUGUGCGGCGUCGAGUGGAGGGGGUCUGGAUCGAGCCGUCCUCGGCGGCGCCGCCGCAGGCGGCCUCUACUCCACCGCUCUCGGCUCAUACGUUCACACCGACGAUUCUCCAGACUGCGACACGAUCUUGGUCGGCGUCAUGGGCGAUAACCGUUACCCACAAACCGUCGGCGCGAGCGAGUACAGCGCGAGGUUUUACCUCGAGUUUAACUUUCCAACUUUUGCCUGCGACGACAGCGCCGUCGCGCGCACGGCUUGGGGGAACAACUUCUCUUACAACGUCUUGUGCCACACGCACGGUCUGCGAUUCGCCGGUGACGCGCACGUCGUGGAGAACGAAGAAGCUUCGCCAAAGCAUGUCGUGCGCCUGACGGAGGCGUACGCGCGCACCAACGGCGCCGCCGGCGGGAGUCCGUGGAAGUCGAGCGACGAUUUCCGCACGUCGCAACGCGUCGGCGCGGUCUGGUGGUAUCGCAAGGUGCACAUCUGGGACGGAUUCGAAACAAAUUUUGAGUUCCAAAUCACCGCUCCGACGCAGUGCGGUGGCAGCGAUCAGAUUUGCGACGGUGCCGACGGUUUCGCCUUUGUCAUCACCAACGACAACCGUCAAGAGAAUGUCACGUCUGUGCACGCGAACACGGGCUGGGCGUGCGAUGAGCCCGACACUGCGAACCCCGAACCUAUCAGUGGUACUAAGUACCAGCUUUGCGGAGCGUCCGACAAUAACGACCCCACCCACGCCGACGCGGGUCAUGGUUUUGUCGGGUGCCCGGGUGACGGUUUGGGUUACGGCGAAUCCACAAUCGUGGACUCCGCGGGAUACUCUGGCUCCGCCGCGCAAUGCGUCAACGGCCUGAAAAAAUCGCUCGCCGUGGAAUUUGAUACCUUCUACAACGUCGAACGCCGCGAUCCGAAGCAAGGGAAGCAACACUGGUGGAUCAACGCCACGGAGUACGUGUCGUACAAUGACAAUCACGUGGGCGUCUUCAUGAGCACGUCGCCAACGUACGCCAACCAACCGUGGGGUUCGGCCGUGGAAGACCUCAAAGCUGAUCACAGCGACGAUCUCGAAGGCAUGCACUUCGGGAGCACGCCGAGCGUGCCCACGUUGGCGGACGCGCUCACGCACACGGUGAAGAUUAGGUACACGCGGGGGUUCACCACGGAGAAGGGCGGUACGGGGCAAAUCACCACCACCGACGUCUCUGCGAGCGAUAGGCGCAAGCUCGCGGGCACGAGCACGAAGUUCAAGACGGAACUGCGAACUGGGUUCGAGUUCGGAUACGGUGGACGCGUCAAGGCGAACGUCAAGGUGAAGAUCAACCGGGAUCAAACGGAGGCUUCUCCGCAAGCCGUCGUCACCGGCACGUCGGGCUUCCCCGACGACGGCGAGAUGUGCAGGGUCGUAUCCAUCGUCGACGAUACCGAGGCCCAUCUGGAGAAUACGGGGACGGCGAACGCGACGCUCAAUGAAGUGCAAACGUUCAUGGACAUGCAACAGCCCGCGUUUAACCCGGCGCAAGCGAGCGCGGUUGAUUACAACAUCAUCAAGGAGUUCCCGGGAGAGAUUCAAGUCUUCAUCGACGACAUGGAUCGCUACGUCUUCCAGGUCGCCGUGGAGGAUCGGGACAUGGCGAAGAUUUUAGACACGGACGGGAACGCCUACAUCGGUUUCACCGCGAGCACGGGGAGUAAAGGGUUCGCCAAGGUUGGUUACCAGGCGGUUGAGGUGCACGAGACGCACGACAUCAAGGCGUGGAGCUUCUGCCACGCCCCAGGGUGCGUCCCGUACUAG